This is a messenger RNA of Coniophora puteana RWD-64-598 SS2, 3240 nucleotides long. RefSeq lists its product as uncharacterized. The record is from RefSeq and is a predicted model, not a curated record. The coding region runs from base 142 to 3240 and encodes 1032 amino acids. Gene Ontology annotation, molecular function: RNA polymerase II complex binding. Lineage: Eukaryota; Fungi; Basidiomycota; Agaricomycetes; Boletales; Coniophoraceae. Gene Ontology annotation, biological process: mRNA 3'-end processing. Gene Ontology annotation, cellular component: RNA polymerase II, holoenzyme. The transcript has 4 exons.
GCAACUCAAGCAGAUCCAGGUGAUCUCUCGCAACAAGUAACUCGCAUCAAGAUCCUCAGCACUUCAUCGCACUUCAUCGCAUAUCAUCCGCGACAGGCUUCGCCUACAUCCACACAUACCACUACCUGAAAUCACUCAACGAUGGUUUUCGUUACUCCUCGCUUUGCUGCCCUCGCUGCGCUGUGCGCGCUUGUGGCCAUCACCGCACCGUCGACUGAGGCUGCGUAUGUCCAAGUUCGCAACCCCGGUGCGACCUCCUCGACCAACCUCGCCCGCAACCCCCCUGUCCUUCCUCUACCCGCUCAGCUCGCUGUCAAGCACUCCAAGUUGAAGGUCAAAGGCGGCGGGAAAGACAGGUCCAAGGGCGAUGAGAAGCACAAGAAACAGGGAGCGGAGAAACCGGGGAGCGGGAAGGGGAAGGAUGGUGAUAAGAAAGAGACGUCGGGGAAGGAUGAGGAUGACAGCGGGAAGCGAAGCCUUCCUGAUGAGAAGGACAUCAUGUCUCGCAUCACUGGCAGAGCCCAUGACCACGAUCACGACCAUGACCAUGACCACGACCACGACCACGACCACGACCACGACCACAGUCACGACCAUGAUCACCGUCGUGCGUUAACAGACAGGUCGGACGCGCAUGUACACGUUCAUGAUCACGACCACCACCAUGGCGACAAGCAUGACCAUGUUCACGAACACGAUCAUCGACGGAGUCACGGCCAUGAUCACGAUCACGACCAUGACCACGACCACAGUCAUGAUCAUGACCACGAUCAUCACCACCGUAGGAGCCCGGACCAAGAUCACGACCAUGAGCACGACCACGACCACGACCACGACCACGACCACGACCACGACCAAGACCACGACCACGGAGUCGACCACGACCACGAUCACGAUCAUGACCAUGACCACAAGCGCUCCGUCGUCCAACCCCUGAGGAACACCAGGGUAUCGGGCCGCCGUCAAUUGCAUGGGCGCCCCGGUAGGCGUUCCUCGGUUCUCAUCCCCAGCGAGGCUGGAGAUUCGUACAUAGUCACCAGCGAGCGGCGCUCGCCUUUCUCACCUCCCAGUGUUGGCGAGCGGGCCGCCUCCGACCCUAUCUCAGUGGAGCGAAGGCAGGACAGUGGGAUGGGUCGUGGGGUCCCCGGUCGGAUUGAUGUCAUGAUGCCGAGUUUUUCGUCAGGUCCAGGCAACGAGAACUUGGCCGAACCCCAUCGUCUUGCGUCCCUCAUGCUCGAUGAGAGUGCGAUGACCCAGGCUCAGGAUGGCAUGGGCUCUUCUUUUGCACAGAGCACCUCCAACGGCACGGCUGGCUCUGUCCAACCUGCGAGCUUUGCGCUCAAUGCAUCGAACCAGAACAAGACUCGAUUCUACAUCGUUGCUGCCUCUGAUCAGGAUCCUGCAAGUCCAGACGUCCAUGUGACGGUUCAACUUCCCGUCUUCGACGCUGCGCAGGCGCGGCUCGUGCAAUACUGCGCGACGUUUGACCCGAGCCCGGUCAAACCCGCGCCGUUGUCAAUGCAGAAGUGCUUCGCUGCCACACCUCCGCCGUUCCCACCUCCGGACGACUCGUCUGCGAACUCGACCUCGACGUCGUCUUCGCCUGAUGCACCCUCGGCGUCUUCCGCUCCUGCCAACCUCGCGUCUAUGGCCGUGGGAGGCAACGACAAACUGAGCCAGCUCUUCUCGUACAAUGCGGAGAGUGGAGUGCUUCUUCCUGUCUGGAACCGCGGGGAUCCGAGUCAAAUGGUGGCUUCAACUGGGUCAAGUUCGUCAAACGACACUGAUUCGAGUUCGAGCUCGAGCUCGAUGUCGGCAACGCCCACCGACUCUACAUCCGACUCUUCAGUCAUAUCUUCUUCUGCGACCUCUUCUACAACUGCCACCACUCCCUCCGCUACAUCCACUUCCAGCGGAUCAAGCUGCGCUGCGCGUGGCGAGCUGGAUGAAUGUGAGGGCGAAGGCGGGUCAAAUGGUGCACCCGUCGCAGAGCGCGACGCUACCACCAUUGACAAUACCGACUCGUCUACCGUCACUCCUUCUCCUUCCGCGUCCUCAACAACCUCGAGCGCGCCCACAUCGACAAGCACUCCUCAGAGCGUGCAGCUCGUGUUCAGGCCUGAUGGUCCCGAGGUCCUUCCCCCUGAUACCACACCUUCGUCUCAGGCCAAUGCCCAGAAAGAUGGUGAUGAUCAGGGCGACGGCGACGCUCCCAGCGCACCGGGCGACAGCCCGGAUGAUGGUGACAGUCCGGACGACAUCAACGAGACAGUCACAGUGACAUCAUCCUCGACUGUAGCGACCACCACUGCGACUGUAACUGCUUCCACCUUCAACUCCCAGUCGCAGAUCACGUCCAGUGCUUCGCCUUCUGGAUCGCCCGCUGUUCAGGCGGCGAUGUCGACUGCUGCGCCUGCUUCAUCGUCAAGUGUCUCGACCACUUCGGCGGCGGCUGAGAGUGCUCCACCUUCAAGCAUGUCUGACUCGUCUGGCUAUCCUUCGCCUUCCUCUUCGUCCGCGAUGUCCGAUUCUACGGGCGAGAAUUCGCCAGGCAUGUUCAUACAGAGCAGCGACGCCCGCAAGGCCCAUCACCCUGCAAGCUUUGCCUCCAGUCGCACCACGUCGCCAACAGACAGCCCCUCCGCCACCACCUCUGCCACUCCUUCCGCGUCGCAGUCGUCGUCUGACGAUGAUGGCUGGAGCUUCUCGAUUGAUGCCGGUCUCGGUGCUGGUGACGGCAGUGACGGCAACAGUCCGUCCAACACCGGUUCUGCUACGCAGCCCAAGCACACGCGUCCCACCCGUCCUACGUCGGAUGACGAUGGUCAGGGCGAUGACGAGAACUUUGCCAAUGGCGCUAACGUCAUCGUUGGACCUAACGCUGGCGCGGCUCCGACUCGUCGCUCGCCGGAUUUCCCUUCCGAGACCGGUACCCCCGCUCCGGCCCCCGCAUCUUCAACUGCGGACUCAAGCGCCAGUCCUCCUCCGAGUGCCGGAUCGCCCUCUGCCCCGGUCGAUCCCAACGCCAGUCUCUUCACCGAGAUCCCCGCGCCUUUGACGCCGAGUGGUGCGCCUGCUCCUGGGGCCCCCACUGGUGCUCCUGCCGCGUCGUCUUCGACUGCCUCUCCCUCUGCCUCGGCUAGUUCUUCCAGCCCGAGUUCAACACAGAGUGGGACUUCUUCCGCCAAGGCUGCGAAGUUGAUGUUCGGCGGUCGUCGUCCGUCGAGUAAGAAGUUGUAA